GAAGAAGAAGAAGCAGCAGCAGCAAAAGUAGAACGCAUUCCUUAAUUCAUCUGAGUUUAUUUUCUCAGUUUCAUACACACACAAAUUGAAACUGCACUGUGUUUUGUUCCUGCUGUAGGAACUUUUACACGGCGGUCAUUAUGGAGGAGAACCAGGAAGUGAUAUCGAGCACAACAAGCGCCAGAGUGAACAUUUGUGAGGUAGAAAGUGUGGCUAAGUCGUGGAUGAUUGACUUCAGCUUCCUGUCAUUGUGUCGCUACUACAAAGAGCAAAACGUCGAGAAAUUUAGCAAAACGUUAAAAGUGUUUGAAGCGAUGAUCGACGACGAGUACCAGCUUCAGGACAAUCAGCAAACGAAGAGAACCAUCUGCUGCUUGCUUUCCAGGAUAAUGGAUGGCAAAAACUUGGAUGUGCAUUACGACCUGAAUAACAUAGUGACUCCUCUGAUGUCGGCUCUCUCCGUGUGGGACUGCCUGAAGGACACCGCAAACGACGAUGCACUGUACGACAACAUAAAGAACCUGUUAUUUAUUCAGUGUGUUGGUGUGUGUUUGGAGAAAGGAAACGCUCAGCUCGCAGCACACACACUGCAGUGGUUAGAGAAAGAGAGUGAUAUACCGCAGAAACUGCAGAGGAAACUGUCCACCGUUGUGUCUAAGAAGGAUGUGUACAAUCAGCUCCUAACAAGGUUCUCCUUUAAUCACCUACAGAAGAGCGUGAACUCGUUCUUGGACGCAUUCAUCGAAAAACACCCUUCUGACUUCUUAUUUAAGGCUGCCUCCAAAGUGGUACAGGUUCGUCAGGAGAGACCGGAGCAGGCCGAUGUGGAUCAGAACAAUGAGGAACUAGAACCGGACAGUCCUGUAAAGCCUGAGAUAAACGCUGUUUCAUCAGAGCUUAAUCUGAGACCCAAAAAGAAGCUUUUCUCCAAUAAAACUCUUCAUCCCUGGAAACCAGAAAGCACAAAGAAACUGCAGUGUCUUCCUCAUCGAACAGACAAAUUAAAAGUAUCCAGAAGGAGUUGUAAAGUGCCGCCACCGUCACAGAAAAACAACAUUUCCAAAUACCGAUCCAAGAAGAUGUGGAUCAGCGAGGAGGACCAAUACCUGAAGGCCGGAGUGAAGAAGUACGGUGAAGGGAAGUGGUCCAAAAUCCUGGAGGAGUUUGAUUUCGGAGAUCGGACCAGCGUCAUGCUGAAGGACAGGUGGAGGACGUUAAAGAAACAAAUGAAGGUUUGAAUCUCUGAACUCAGAGCUCAGAAUUUAUACGUUUUUUUUUUUUUUUUUUUAUGUAAUACUGAUGCUUUAAGGAUCCUGUAAUGAUGCUGUGCCAUCUAACAGAUUCUGAUUCAUUUCAAAGUUAUUAGAUGAAAUAAAACUCCAAAUAAACAAGGGAGUUGCAUUUAAAGAUGCCUGAAUGUGGAACCUUUGCUACAGAAAUGUACAUAUAACAUUUUGUUACUGUUUAUUAUGAGUGACUGUAAAUAAUGUUUUUACAAUUGUUUUUUUUUUUUUUAACUAUAAGCAUGCAAAAGUGAAUGCUGAAGCUUACAUUGUACAGAAAUAUUGCAUACAAAUGCUCCAAAUAAACAGGAUUGGAUGUA
Molecule: messenger RNA, 1603 nt
Organism: Ictalurus furcatus (blue catfish)
Lineage: Eukaryota; Metazoa; Chordata; Actinopteri; Siluriformes; Ictaluridae
Gene: terf1
Product: telomeric repeat binding factor (NIMA-interacting) 1
Exons: 10
Coding region: 141-1238 (365 amino acids)
Biological process (GO): telomere maintenance
Cellular component (GO): nucleus; chromosome, telomeric region
Molecular function (GO): protein homodimerization activity; telomeric repeat DNA binding
Source: RefSeq, a predicted model, not a curated record